AUGGUACUUUUUAAUUGGAUAUCUAAAAUAUUAAUUGGGAAAGGAUCCCAAAAUUGCAACAUUUUAAUAAAGCAUGAUGGAAAAAGGACCAAAAUAGUCUCUUUCAUAUAUUAAACCAUGUUUGAACCCUCAAUAGUGUACUCUCUAUGCACAAAAUAUAGAAAAAUGAUUAUAACAUUCUCUAAAGGAUUUUGCUAUUACUUCAAUUCAAGUUUCCUUCUUGUAUCAUUAUUUCACUAGCCUGAUAUGUUGUGGUUGCAUAUCCUGGUCCAUCAUAAAAUGAUGUUGGGAUUGUUCCACUAUACCCCAUAGAUUACAUAGAAUAACACAAUUGAAUUUGUUCUAUGCAUUAUCGCAUUUUCAAUAAAUUCUUCGAAGUUUGAUAAAUUUUUGUAAUUAAAAUUUAAUUUUUUUUAUUAAGUAAAAAGUUAAAGCUUCAUAUUCAAAAGUUAGAGAAACUAGAGUUAUCUUGAUAAAAUCCCUUACUAAAGUUCUGUAAGCCCAAAGUGUGCCAGACAAUAGCCAUGCCAACACCUUGGAUUAUCGUCAACAAUUUUUCAAAGCAAAUUAAUCAAAUUUUAUUGAAAGCUUUAGCUUGACCCCUGGUUUUAGCAUCAUGAGGGGUUAAAUAAGCAAAGACUCCAUCUUCUUUAUGAAUGCCUUCACUUAUGUUUUGAUGAAAAAUCCCCUGAUCUAUUGUCAUUGUUUUUUCCAAACCAAAUCUAUGGAUGAAAUCCUCUUUGAAGAAUGCGAUAAUAUCUAUUUGUUCUACUUUCUUGAGAGUUUUGUAAAAACAACAUAAACUUCAUCAGUAAGAUGUAUGGCCCAUCCUCAAUGUAAUCUCCCAAAAUUUUUUAAAAUCUUAAAAUUUAAGAUAGGGAUUUGUACAGGAAAAAUUAUUAUUGUGGGGCCAAAUAACUGAAAUUUUCAAACUAAAGAGGGUUAGAAAAGAAAAAUCUGGUGAUUAAAAAAAAACUAAGGUGAUGAUAAAAAAAAAAACAAAAAAAAAGGAGCUAAGGUCGGGCUUUCCUUUCUCCUUGCCCUUAUCGUGUUUCCCUAGCUCUUCACUAGAAAAUUUUGCCUUCAUGUUCCCUAGCUUGCACCCAGCCUCUUUUUGCUAAGAAUAAGGCGAGAUUUAGCAUUUUUCCUCCUUCUCCUAGCAACAUAUAGAGAUUAAUAGGCUUAUAAUUCUCAAAAAUCAUGAACAAUAUUUUAGAUCUGGGUUGUUGCACCCUCCCAUCUGCUGAUCUAUUUUGGGUUGUUGUCCAUCACCAUUUUCGGCACUUUUUGGUGAAAACUUUGCUGCAAUUUUGGAUCCCGCAAGUGGACUGAGCUGGCAGCCCAACCUAUUGUCACUAUUUCAACCAUAACUUCCUUUGUAGAUGUUGGUUUAAGGUACUGAGACUCAAGAUGUGGGAAACCAAGGGGAGUGACGAGUUAGAAGGCUAGCCUUUUGCAUUUUGGAUUUAGUUCGUUUUGGAAUUUGGCCACUAGAUGAAUUAUUUUGAACUUAACUCAUUUUGGACAUAGAUUUAUUUUGAGAUAUUUGAUUUAAGUUAUUGGAUUGUCAGAUGUGAAUUAAACAAGUUUUGAGCCUUGUGCAUUUGUGGGAUUCUCGCACAAGUGUACGGCCUUUAUUCUGCUCUCGGUUUUGGGGCGUGACACUCAAAAUGGCUAGGGUUAAACAAACAAGUAAGUUCUAA
Molecule: messenger RNA, 1703 nt
Organism: Rubroshorea leprosula
Lineage: Eukaryota; Viridiplantae; Streptophyta; Magnoliopsida; Malvales; Dipterocarpaceae
Source: the annotation of a GenBank genome assembly